AUGAAAUUCGAAGGAUUACCUAAUGAAUUAAUAUUCGAUUUAUUUGAAUAUUUCAAUAUUAUCGAUCUUUUUCGUGCUUUCUAUCGACUUAAUUCUCGUAUUGACAAUCUUCUCAACGAUUAUGAUCAAAAAUAUUAUCUUGAUUUUCGAUGUAUAUCAAAACAUGAUUGCGAGAUUAUAUGUCGAGAUUAUUUAACAAUUAUUACAAAACAAAUUAUUUCUCUUCAUUUAUCUGAUGAUGAUGAAACACCUAUUUCAUCUAAAAUUUUAUUUUCUAAUGGUUUUAUUCUUGAUAAAUGCAAUCAUUUACAGUCACUUUCAUUAUAUCAUAUUCAUUCUCUCAAUAGAAUUUAUAAUAUUAUUAAACAAUGUCAAUACAUACCUACUCUUACACAUCUAACAUUUAUUAAAUGUCAAUUUUGGCAGAAUGAAAAUGAUUUUAAAUAUUUUAUAAAUAUUGUUUGGCGUUUACCAAAGCUUACACAUUGUACACUGGAUUAUAUUUUACCAGGUCAACGAUUAUUAACUCAAAUAUCAAAUAUUUCACAAUCAAUUGAAUAUUUAUCAAUGAAAAAUAUUCAUUGUGAUUUUAAUACUUUAACUCAUCUUUUUCAAUUUACACCUAAUCUUCGACAAUUAUAUACAACAAUUUUUUGUGGUUGUAGAGAUGAACAAUUACAAACAAAUAUUUCAUCAAUAAUUUCAUUGAAUAUUAUUCAUAAAAGUUCAUUAAAUACAAUGAUAAGUCUUUUUCAUCAUAUGAUUAAUUUACGUUAUUUAACACUUGAAACUGAUUAUAUAUAUUUAGAUGGAUCGGAAUGGAAAAAACUUAUUAUUGAAAAUUUACCAAAUAUAAAAACAUUUCGAUUACGAAUGUUUUUUGAAUUAUCAUCUGUUCGUAAUAGAGAAAAAGAAAUAGAUACAUUAUUAAAUUCAUUUCGUACUCCAUUUUGGAUUCGAAAACAUCGAUGGUUUGUUCAAUGUGAUUGGACGUUAUCGAAAUCACAAAAACAUGCAGUUCUUUAUACUUUACCUUAUAGUUUUAAUCAUUUUUUAUAUGAUAAUUUAUGUCGAUCGAAAUCGACAUGUAUAAAUAAUCAAUAUCAAUCUUCAUAUGAUCGUGUAAGUAAUUUACAAUAUUUAGAAUAUGAAAGUAAUUCGAUCAUCAAUAAACUUAAUUCUCAUUGCUCAAUUCAAUGUCCAAAUAUUCAACACCUUGAACUUCGACUUCCAUAUAAUGAUAAAUUUUUCUGGUCAUUUGUUCCAACAUUAAAUCAAUUAUAUUCACUUGAUAUUAUGUUAAAUAAUAAUUUUGCUUAUUAUCAAUUACAAGCUUUACUCGAUCAAGCACCAUGUCUUUAUUCAUUAACAUUUCGAUGUUUAAAAAAUAUAUCCAUGGCAUUAUUUCGUUUAAGAAGUAAAUCAAUUCGUCGUCUUGAUUUUAUUAGUACAUCUACAUUACAAUGUGGACAUUUUAAAAAAUUUGAAUGUGAUGCAUUAGCUGAAUCAUUAAUUGGUCGAUAUUGUAAUGUUUUAUUGAUUAAAGUUCAAAAUCGAAUGAAUAUUCCUCAUCUAAUUAAAACUAUGUUACAUCUUCGAUCGAUGGUUGUUCAAUGUGAAGAUGAUAAUCCAGAAAAUGAUGAACUAUUAAUAUGGUUAUAUACUCAUUUAUUAUCUUCGAGUUGUUCGAUUGAGAGAGAUAAAGAUGAACCAUCGAAAAUUCGUAUGUGGAUUCGUUAA
Adineta steineri is the source of this 1740-nucleotide messenger RNA. NCBI's taxonomy places the organism in Eukaryota, Metazoa, Rotifera, Eurotatoria, Adinetida, Adinetidae. The record is from the annotation of a GenBank genome assembly.